AUGCUUUUAACUAUGUUAUUCAAUGAUGAUUUAAUUAUGAGUCCAACACACGAGCUUAUCUUUAUCUUUAGCUACUUUGCUUACUUUAGAAAUGUUAUCGCGCAUAUUUUGGUCAUUGAAAGAUUAAAUGCAACCCUUUCAUUUAGAAAAUAUGAGAGAUCACGUGGUCCUUGUUUUACUUUUGGAUGGCUAUUUUUUGUGAAUCUGCUCACUUUUGGCACUGUAUAUGGUACAUCAACAACCUCCUCUACAACUUUUAUUAAUCUCUGCUUUUGGGCAAUUAUGUUUGUUUUGGCAAUUUUAGAGCUGAUUGCAAUUAAAUCUAUGAAAAAAUAUAAUGACCAGAUAUAUACAUCUCGUUCUUUUAUUAAUGCCACAUUAUCAGAACGUUAUCAGGUUAUCGGCUCUAGUCAACUUUUAAAUUUCUUCUUCUUAGCUGGCAGAAAAUAUCAGAACAACCAAACAACUAAUACCCAUUUUGGCCAUUCACUUUUUCAAUAUUGCUUUGGGAACUUUUGUUAA
Meloidogyne enterolobii is the source of this 522-nucleotide messenger RNA. Lineage: Eukaryota; Metazoa; Nematoda; Chromadorea; Rhabditida; Meloidogynidae. The record is from the annotation of a GenBank genome assembly.